UCCCCCGCCAGACGAGAGGGCGGAGCCGGGAUUAGAACCCGGGUCCUUCCGACUCCCAGGCCCGGGCUCUAGCCACCGGACCGCGCUGCGCCGAGCCGGGCCCUGCCCGUUCUACGGUAUCGCGUCCAAGACGGGAAAGGUCUCAGAGCCGGGACGCGGCGUCUCUCCGGCGUUUGAGUCGGGGAAUCCCGACGGGGAGAAGACAGGAUCCUUUCGGACGCCGCCGACCUCCGUCGUCGGUCCCGGCGUCCGCCGGACCCGCGAGUCGAACGCCAGACUCGGCCCGAGCGGGGGGCCGUCCGAGCGGAGAGCGGAGCCCGCAUGGCCGGGGGCCGGCCCUCCGCCCGCCGCCCGGCCCGCCGCCCGGCCACGGCAGAGACCAGGUAGCCGCGGGAGCGGGCCGGGCCGGGCCGGCGGCCCUCCAUGGAGGCGAGGUACAAAGAUGACCUGUUCCGGAAGUACGUGCAGUUCCACGAGGCGCGGGCGGACGGCGCCGACCCCGGGGGCCGGCGGCGGGGGGCCUCGGGCGACGAGGGCCUGCGCGGGGCGGCCUCGGCCCUGCUGAGCCUGCAGCAGGUGGAGCCGCCGGCCCGCUUCCGCCUGCUCCAGUUCUACGAGGUGGCCGAGGGCUCCCUGCGCGGGCUGCGCUCGUCCAACCUGCGGGCCCUGCGCGGGGCCUUCGGCCUGCUCGAGACCCUCGGGAUCAACCUCUUCCUCUACCCCUGGAAGAAAGAGUUCAGGAGCAUCAAGACCUACACGGGGCCUUUCGUCUAUCACAUCAAGUCGACGCUGCCGGAGGAGGCGGUCCGGGGGAUCCUCAGCUCCCUGGGCUACGUGCCGGAGCUGGGCACGGCCUACAGGCUCAGAGACCUGGUGGAGACGCUCCGCGUGCAGAUGGUGUCCUUCGAGCUCUUCCUGGCCAAGGUGGAGUGCGAGCAGCUGCUGGAGAUCCACUCGCAAGUGAAGGAGAAGGGCUACUCGGAGCUGGACGUGGUGGCCGAGCGCAAGCGCAGCAAGGAGGACGUGCGGGGCUGCUCGGACGCCAUGCGCAGGCGGGCGGAGGGCCGGGAGACCCCCUCGGCCGCCUCCGCGGCCCGGGUGGUCCUGCAGAAGUCGGCCAGCGAGCGGGCGGCCAAGGACUACUUCAAGCCCAGGGUGGGCAAGGCCUCCAAGUCCGUGGACGCCUACGACGGCGGCCCCUGGGAGGCCAGGAAGGCUCCCCCGCCCGGCUGGCCGGGCCCGCGCGAGGAGCCCGCGCCCGCCGGGGACCCCGAGGCCCAGCCGGGCCGCCCGCCGCCCUCGCUGGCGGCCGGGCCGGGGCGCCCCGACGAGCCGGCCCCCGCUCCCUGCCGGCCCGGCCCGCCCCCGCCCGAGGAGCCGGACCUGUACACGGCCCCGGACCCGCGGGGGGCCCCCGGCUUCCGCAGGCAGGACGCCCUCAAGCCGGACAUCUGGCUGCCGGCGAACGAGCCCGGCCCCGUCUACCGCCCCAAGCGGGGCCCGGCCGCGUGCCAGGCCUGCGGCCUGCCCGGCCCCGGCCCCUGCCCGCGCUGCGACGGCGCGGCCCUCAAGGCCAACGGCGGGGCCGGCCGGCCGCGCCCCGCCCCCCGGGACAAGCCCCCGCCGGCUCCGGGCCCGGCCAGGCCGAGGCCCGUCGGCUCCUCCUCCCGCUGCAGCUUCUGCAACCGGCCCGGGGCCGCCAACACCUGCACCUUCUGCUCCAAGGUGUCCUGCGACGCCUGCCUCGGCGCUUACCACUACGACCCGUGCUGCCGCAAGAGCGCCCUGCACAGGUUCCUGCCCAGCCACCAGCUCGGCGCCAAGUCCGUCCAGCUCUCCCACCUGGUGUACAGAUAGCCGGGCGUCCGCACCCCGCCUCCGCCGGGACCGCGGGGGGCCGAGGCGUCGCCCCGGCGCGGGAGCCGGCCCCCGGGCCUGCCGCCGGGCCGUCGGGCGGGAGACCGGGCGCCCUUCCCCGGAGGGGACGCGGGGCUCCUCCUCUCCUACGGCUGGCGGGGAGGAAGAGAGAGAGACAGAGAGAGAGAGAGAGCGGUCUUCCCGGCCGGGUCAAUCUUCCACUCCUGGGGGUCAGCGGGCUUCCUGGCGGCCCCCGAGCCGGGAGACCCUUCUCCCGGUGUGCCGGACUACUUCCAACGGCUCGUCGGUCCCCCGCCCCGCACCCCGACCCCUCCCAAGGGCUGACAUCGAAGCACUUCUUGUCCCGGGAUCCCCCGGACCUCCCCUCCUCACGCCCCGCCUCAGGCCGGAGGACCCCUCCGGACGUCUUCUCCCGCGGGCCCGCCGGGUUUUCCGGUCGAAAAACCGAACGGAGGGAGCACUGGCCGUACUCCGUCACGUCGCCGACGACCCCCCGAGCGUCGUCCGGCACGCUGUCGGCGCGCUCCUCCCCGCCGCCCCCGGAACGCCGCCGUCUUCCCGCCGCCCGACCCGACCGGGAAGGACCCGGCGGACUUCGUUUCCGUUGCGCACCUACCGAAUCCUCCUCUCCUUUCUACUGUAAAUAGGCGGUUGGAAAAGUUUUAUUUUUUAAUAAAUAUAUUAAACCUGUCGUGCGCUGAAAAGUGGUGAGAUCGUCGUGUAGCUUCCGUCCAGCGUCCCCGAGGGAUCCGCCCUCCUGGCUGGAGGGGCUUCGGUGGGCUGCGGCCGGUCCCCGGCCACGGCGACUUCUGCACCGCAGCGGAGAGGGGCGGAAAGCUGCAGAGGAGAAACUCUCCUCCUCCUCCUCCUCCUCCUCCUCCUCCUCUUCCUCCUCCUCGAAGGAGAGAGCGGUCUCCCCGAUACGUGUCUGCCUACCUCCCUUCCGCACUCCCGGGGGCUGCCGCGGGCCCAAAGGUGAGCGUCGACCCGCCAGAGGCCGGCUUCACGCGGUAAAAUAUCCCAGGCUCCCUCUCCUCCUCCUUUCCGUGGCCGGCCCUCCCCCUCCGAGGCCUGGGAGCCCCGGGCCGAGCCUCUCCGUCCGACUCCGGAGAAAUGGGGACGCCUCCCCGAUUCCCUCGACUCCCCGCGCGAAGCCUCGGGCUUCAGCCGGGGACCCUCGACCCCCGUUGGCGCCGAGAACCGUCCGGGCUCCGGAGGCGGAAGACCCGGGGUCCGCCGAGCCUCACGGAAGCCGUCCGGCUGGCUCGGCCCGCCGUCUUCUCUCUCGGGGCGGGGGCCCGCCGCUCCGUCCCGUUGGCUCUGGGGAGUAAGAGGGCGAGGGACCGAGGGGGAUCCGCCACCAGAGAUGGCCUUUUGUGAAUCGGCGAAAAAGGUUUCAGCCGGGGGUUCGACGCUCUAAAGCCCUUCGGUCCAGAGCAGUCGGUGGACUUCCGGCUCCCCUCGAGGAGCCAAGCCGAAAGGAAGCGUCUGGCUGUCGGAGUCCAGAAAAAAGGGAAAACGAACUCCAGUGAACAAAACGUUACCUUGCUGAUUCUCAGAGCUUCCACGGCUCUGAGCUCGGUCGAGAUCUUUUAAGGUUUUUUUUUUCUUACCGUGUUUUUUAAUCUCUGUCUCUCUAAGUAUGUACACGUAUAGCCGCCAGAUCACUCUGUAGAUGUACGAGGUGUGUAUACGGCCGAAUUUAAAAGGGAUUUUAGUACUCGAACCGACUGGAGCCGUGGUUUCCGUUUCUCGUGAGUUUCUCCCCCGGACCCUUUCUCCGAACCGCCCCGCGUGCUCUGCUUCUAAGACGAGCUCUCCCCGUCCCCUUAUCGCUACCCGCCGCCCCACCCACGGCCAACGAAUUAACGGACCGUGACGCCACGUAACGCGGACGGUGGACGGAGCAGGGAACGACUACAUCUUUUUCGCCUUGAAAGGGAAAAGUCCCGUGUACAUAUUGUCCUGGAAAUACGAUCAUUCUGAACUGUGUGGAAUUGCAAGUGUGCCUGUGGUUUUCUUAUUGAUGUCUAUCCUAUUGUAUGAGGUUGCUGUGAUUGAGAGAGUAAAUAUAUAUUAUGUACGUAUAUAUGCAUCAUAUACACGUAUAUAAUAUGCGCAUUGAAAAUGCAGGUGGUUCGCCUUUGAUUUUGACCAGUGAGCUGGCAUAUUUAUUGAAAGAUGAUUUUCAAAAUAAAGGAAGCGUCUUCCAUUCUGGUUAAAUGGCA
Ornithorhynchus anatinus (platypus) is the source of this 4106-nucleotide messenger RNA. It is a transcript of the gene SPATA2, whose product is annotated as spermatogenesis associated 2. Gene Ontology annotation, cellular component: cytoplasm. The record is from RefSeq and is a predicted model, not a curated record. Lineage: Eukaryota; Metazoa; Chordata; Mammalia; Monotremata; Ornithorhynchidae. Gene Ontology annotation, biological process: regulation of necroptotic process; protein linear deubiquitination; protein K63-linked deubiquitination. Bases 424 to 1857 code for a protein of 477 amino acids. The transcript has 4 exons.